Molecule: messenger RNA, 4078 nt
Organism: Marchantia polymorpha subsp. ruderalis
Lineage: Eukaryota; Viridiplantae; Streptophyta; Marchantiopsida; Marchantiales; Marchantiaceae
Source: the annotation of a GenBank genome assembly
GGUGACUUCACUUGACUUGACUUAAAUUCGAGAAGGCCGAAAGUCAUCCAUAAAGUGGAUUGCUUCUAUGAAGGUUCUUCAAAUUCAAUAUGUUUUGCUUUUUUCAGAUUUUCGUCGGACCAGUCCACGUCUUUCGACACCUGACUGCGUUUACUUUUGAAAACCUAGGUGAUUGGAAGUGUUGUUGGCGUUUGUUCAGAGCAUUGUAAUCUGAGUUCUCCUGACAUCAUGGGGACACCUUUUCUAAGCUUUCUCCCAGCUGUCUUAUGUGGAGGAUAACCCUCUUUGUACACAUGGAGUUCAGAUGAGCCAGAAAUGUGUAUUUGACAGACAAAACAACUUCGUAAUAUUAUGAAAUAUCUGUAUCAAUAUGAAUUGACUCGUGCAAAAUUGAUUAAAUUCACCGAAACUUUUCCUUGAGGCCGCUAUUGCCGGCUAGAUAGAAUUCGAAUCCUGGUUCUUGAUUAUUACAAUGAGGCAAGUUAUCUUCUGAAUGGGGUGCAUGAAGGAUCUUCGGAGACUAAGAUAUGAGACUGAAAGAUAUAUACUUAUUAAGCUACAACUUCCAGUUUUUUCGCGCAUUUUUCUGCAGCGAGCUGAAACCUAUCACUCUACGAGCCCCAAUACUAACCAAAGACGUUAGAAGUCCAUAAACUGUUCCGGACCAUUGGAGUCCGAAAAUGUCCUUUCUGGACAUUUAGCCAUCCACGUUCUGAAGGUUUGCCAAUUGCCGUCGUCAGGAACAAUCGGCGCGCACGAAAGCGGUCGAUGACAAUUUCUCUCAGGGCAUGAUGAGUUUACAAUCCCCGUCUGCGCAUCUGCUUCGGCUUGCAAUUUCGAUAAAUUGAAGCGCAUAACUAUUUGGAGACAAAACAGAGUGUCGCCUGCAACCCCGCUCAUGAUGGUAACGGAAUCGGGAGCUGGACUACUUCGACGGAAGAGCUUCAACGCCUGGUUCAGAUCAACGUCAAUUGAAAUCUCGUAACUCUGCUAAAGCACCUUCUCGUUAUGCUCGAUCCGAAUUCCUGAGGUACGCUCCCCUGAAUUCCAAUCACUUGAAUGAUUAGUCGCUCAUAAAUCGUCCGUUCCAUGGUCAUGUUUGGGUUAUUUUCCUCACGUUGGCCGUUCAGUCCAGUCUCCAAAUGUCGGCUGCUUGAAAUCGGAUCGGGACACUUUUGAUACCCGAUACCUAUGGUCGAAAUAAAUUGAAGUACUCGUGAAUCAACGCAAAAUUUUCAUUUUCGAUCUAUUUUUUAUGAGAAUCGCUAUUGCAUGUAUAAAACUCUCAAAGAAACAGUUCAGCUUUGAGCAUGUGUGAUUCAAUUAUACAUCGGCAGAUCGCUGCCUGCGUCUGCGUUUGAGUCUGGGCUUAAGCCGCAGCGGGAGAAAUGUAGUUUACGUAGAUCAUGAUUUGUAAUCUUACGUAUCACGAACUUCUAAUGCAUGUGACACAAUGUGAUGGAGCUCCGCUCCGGGGGACAAGAGAGGCCGGGGUUCGAGCUUGCGAAGCCAAGAGCCAAUAGAAAAUCCGUUCGCCGGAAAUCAAGCUCGGCGGUGCCACCAACGGCCAAUAGGAAAAGCCCAUCACCGCUCCCGUGCGGGCCCCGAGAGCUCGUAAGCUUCCGACCGCAGCUCGGCGACGUCGUAAUUCGCGACGUUCCUCAGACAGGUACCGCGAAAGUCAUCCCAGCGCCGGGCCUAAUCGGAGUGUUCCGAGACGACUUCUACCAAACGUACCAAUUCGGCGCAGAGCACGUCGCCGGAUUCCAGUUCCGACGAGGGGACCAGAUCCUGCGCACCGGCAGCUUCAUCCCGAUCAUCUGGAGGUGGGUGUGCGACGGGACUGCUGAAUUGUUCCUCCACUGGCCUAGCACCGGCACCGGCGACGAGACCCCCGCUUGGUACAUGGUGGCCCAGAAACACAUCGAUGCUCCUGCCGGUGGCACGGAGCCCGGCACGACCUUCCAGGACCAGUGCCCGGUUCCGGUCAAUCGAGAGUUCCACCCCUCGGACGGCGAUUACAUUAUCCACCGGCAAAGCGCUCCCAGCACUGACCGGCCCUGGAGCAAGAGUUUCGAGUUGCGAAGCAUCCCGCACGAUUUCGACGAGCGUCGUCCUCCCGCUCUCUACGGGGCGGGAGAUGUCGCGGUCCGGAUCAGAGUCUCGCCGCCGCGGCUCGACGCCGGCGGGGAUCAGUUCGCACCCAUGCACGCUGACGGAUAUCUGUGCUUGGGAGGGGACCACCCGGUGGUCUACCGGUGGCGCUUCCUGGGCAGGGACCAUCACAUUUUCAGAGAUUAUGUCGAAAAGCUGAACGGCCUCCACCCGUCGCACCAGAUCCGACGGAGCCCCGUGCGCCCGGGAGACAUCGUCUUCAAUCUGGACGAGCCCUUGCAAGCGAUCGAGUCCUCCGGGCCCUCGUGGUUAGGCGGGCACGUCGCGCUCCACCGCGACGGACCACACCUAGGGACGCCCCCUGAUCGCGUUCGCGGAUCGAUGAUUCUCAGACUGGGCUCCUUCCGCAACGACCGCCCCGAGGCUUGGGCCGAGGGACGAGACCGGGGCACCGGGGUCGUGAAAUUCGGGCGAUGGGGUGAUGGCCCCGUGGAAAUGUUCGCCCAGAACCAGGGCUCGCCGACGGGAUGGGUUCGAGUGGUGAGCGAAGGUCUGCGGAUCAAUGGGAAGUAUCCUCCAGCUCUGACUCCAUUCAACGACCUGUUUCCUGACCCUCAGCACCUCGAGCUCGGGGACAGUCCCGAGGCCUUUCGGCCUCGUACUACAGAUAUCAUUUCCCGUCGAGAGGUGAAUUCGGUCUCCGGUCGUCGCCCCGCAAGGGAUUCCGAGCAUAUGCUGACGUCGAGCGGGGUUCCGGGAGGGUAUGUGAUGGUCGACCGUCCCAAGGACUCAGAGAUAAAGUACAAGGUUUUCUUCUGGAGCGGCGCAUAUCGGUGCAGAGAUCGGGACUGCCUGUUCCGUUUUGGCACCGAGCCAGCACAUCCGGAGGCCGGGAUCUGGGUUUUGAGUAUCGAGCUCUACACGUUCAGUCUUACCCCUCCCAAGUGGAGGGUUCCACGAUCGGAUUAUAAAGGUGAGUGGCGUUUGCGGGGUCGCGAUUUGGUUGUAUACCCUGUCGACCCCAGAAACAGGGGAAGAGAACCUGGGGUGAAGCUCGCAUGACACCCUCCGAGAGUAUUGUUGAGAUCAUGCAGAGAAACAGAAUAAAAUUGGCAGAACCAAGAGACAAGGUUCCACUAGAAAAGAAAGAUCGUCCAGUUCAGUGGAAGUAUGCGCGCGAAUUAUUAUGGAGCUGAUUCUUGACGAGACAUAAAGGCAUAACUAGGGAAGCCUAUGGCAGAGACCUAUCUAGUCUAAUUAGUAAGAUACUGUGAACGAUUCAACCUCUCCUUCUAAUUUCCAUGGCAGAGUACAGAUCCCUACUUGGUGAAUGGAUUGCAACCCCGUUUACCCUCCAUUGUGAUGACCCAAACUGUUGACACAAACUAAAAACGGUGACAAGUCAUCCUCCCUACAGAGGAAAAGAGGAUCCUUCUAAAAGACCCCUGCGUUGAUCAAAAGCGCACAGGUCAUGGAUAUUCCAGUUUGGACUAAUUUACAGACUUUCCUGAUCAAGUAUCAGCGUCCAGAAGCAAAAGCGGUAAUUCACUUCCUGAACAAAAUUCCACGGCAGUUUGGAGUCCACAUGCGAAAUCUCAAAUGCAGCAAUUUCCUUGACCACAGAAAGUGAUGAUUUUCCAAGGUUUUUGAAGAUUGGGCCUCAAGAAAGAGACGCACUUAUCUUCAAAUGAAGCAAAGCAACUAUAUGUGCAGCUAUUCCUUAAACAACAUGAAUGCAACUCGCAGAUAAGACUAUCAAAGUUUUCAAUAUGUGCCUAAAUAAAUUGUUCAGCUUAGCACUUUGGAAAUAUCUCUAUCCACAGUAGGUAGCUGCAGCCUCACUGCAUGACAUUGAACUAGUAUACCGUCCAGGAAAAAAAGUUGUAGAUUACAGAUUUGUGCUGAAUUGCGAAAUUGGAAUGAGUAAUUUUAGACAGACAUAAACAAAGCUAGUAGAAGCCCG